Molecule: messenger RNA, 333 nt
Organism: Humulus lupulus (European hop)
Lineage: Eukaryota; Viridiplantae; Streptophyta; Magnoliopsida; Rosales; Cannabaceae
Exons: 1
Coding region: 1-333 (110 amino acids)
Source: RefSeq, a predicted model, not a curated record
AUGUGGUGUGUGGUCUAUGCAUUUCGAAAGACACAAUUUCACAAGCACUUUGAAAAUAUAAAGCAAACGGGUCCUGUCAUAGGUGAAUAUCUCCAGGGUAUUGGUUUCGAUAAGUGGUCUCAUGCUUACUUUCUUGGGAAUCGAUACAAUAUAAUGACAAGCAACUACGCCGAAAGGUUCAACAACAAAAUCAGGGAUGCAAAAACCUUCCCAGUCACUACUUUUGUGGAAUUCAUUCGUUUCAGACUUCAAUCGUGGUUUUCUCAGAGGCAUGAUGAGGCUGAGAAAAGCACAACCAAAUUAUCACCACUAAUGGAGAAAUAUUUGUCAUGA